Messenger RNA from Penicillium mononematosum, 418 nucleotides. RefSeq lists its product as uncharacterized. Bases 53 to 418 code for a protein of 121 amino acids. Lineage: Eukaryota; Fungi; Ascomycota; Eurotiomycetes; Eurotiales; Aspergillaceae. The transcript has 2 exons. The record is from RefSeq and is a predicted model, not a curated record.
UAUUACGACAGUGAGAACAUCACCGAGCACCAGCGAGGCUUUCGACAGCGUUAUGAUAUGGACAAUAUUCAAUACAUGGAAUAUCCCUAGGGACACCGCGAAUACCUCUAUCAGGUCUUUGGCUUUAACGAAAAGACCAGUAGUACUUCCGAACAAACCCGAGUCACCCAGGACUUGGGGCCGUCUUCUCACGUUCCCGAACACCCUCCAGCACCGCGUCUCUCCCUUUUCUCUGGCCGACAAUACCAAGCCCGGCCAUCGCAAGAUCCUCGCGCUUUUUCUGGUCGAUCCAAACCUACGAAUAAUCUCAUCGGCAAAUGUGCCUCCCCAGGAUGAAUUGUGGUGGAAGAGGAAGGAAGUUGUCGAUCAACGCUUGGAUGCCAUGAGACUAUUGAAGAAGCGAAGGAUAACCGAUUGA